ACGGGGCGGCCCCGCGCGCGCCGCAGCGGCCCGCAGACGGCGAGGGGGAGGGGUGGCGCGCGCGCCGGCGGGGCCGCGCGGGGAGAAAGACAUUGGAAGGCGGCAGGGCGGGGAGCGGCGCGCGCGGGCCGCGGCGGAGCAGGAGGCUGCAAGGAGAGCCCGCGGGGGCCCGGGGGGUGCGAUUCCUCCGCCCCCGCAACACAAUGUGUGGAGUGCAGCGGGGCGCAACUUGCCGGAGGCGGCGGGGGCGCGCUGAGCCCGCCUGAGACCGCGCCGCUGACCUUCUCCCCCCGCCGUCCGUUGGGCCCGAGCGCCCAGCUCCUCGCUCCCCAGCUCGCGGGGGCCGGGCCGAGCUGCGGGGCGGGGCCGCCCCUCCGUCGCUGCUGCCUCCUCCCCCACCUCCAGCCGCGGAGGAUGCGGACGGCCCCCGGCGGCGUCUAGCGGCCCCGGGCCCAGGCGCGAUGGUGCAGCAGCGGGGCGCGAGGGCCAAGCGGGACGGCGGGCCACCGCCCCCGGGGCCCGGGCCGGCCGAGGAGGGGGCGCGGGAGCCCGGCUGGUGCAAGACCCCGAGCGGCCACAUUAAGAGACCGAUGAACGCAUUCAUGGUGUGGUCGCAGCACGAACGGCGGAAGAUCAUGGACCAGUGGCCCGACAUGCACAACGCCGAGAUCUCCAAGCGCCUGGGCCGCCGCUGGCAGCUGCUGCAGGACUCGGAGAAGAUCCCUUUCGUGCGGGAGGCGGAGCGGCUGCGCCUCAAGCACAUGGCGGAUUACCCGGACUACAAGUACCGGCCGCGCAAAAAGAGCAAGGGGGCGCCCGCCAAGGCGCGGCCCCGGCCGCAGCUGCCUGGCCGCGGGGGCCGCCGAGCGGCAGGAGGGCCUUUGGGGGGCGGCGCGGCGGCGCCCGAGGACGACGACGAGGACGACGACGAGGAGCUGCUGGAAGUGCGCCUGGUUGAGACCCCCGGUCGGGAGCUGUGGAGGAUGGUCCCGGCGGGGCGGGCCGCCCGGGGACCAGCGGAGCGCGCCCAGGGGCCGUCGGGGGAGGGGGCGGCUGUCACCACCGCCUCCCCGACUCCGUCGGAGGACGAAGAGCCAGAGGAAGAGGAGGAGGAGGCGGCGGCGGCGGACGAAGGCGAAGAGGAGACGGUGACAUCGGGGGAGGAGCCGCUGGGCUUUCUGUCCAGAGUGCCCCCCGGCCCUGCCGGCCUGGACUGCAGCGCCCUGGACCGCGACCCGGACCUGCCGCCUCCCUCGGGCACGUCGCACUUCGAGUUCCCGGACUACUGCACCCCCGAGGUUACCGAGAUGAUCGCGGGGGACUGGCGCCCGUCUAGCAUCGCCGACCUGGUUUUCACCUACUGAGCCCACCGUCAGCGGGGCGCGCACGCCCCCAAACCAGCUGUUUACAUACAGGAAUCAGGUAUUGGGGCCCCUCGGAGGCCGAGGCUGGCACCCCAUCUCCCGCGCAGCCUCCCCCCUCCUAGACGUGCCCAUCCCCCUCCAAUCUAGACAUGCCCCUCCCCCGCAGACACACCCCAAGGCAGCCCAACCUCCAUCCCUAGCCUGACAUCCAAGCCCCUCCCCGUCUUGCCCCCUCCCGCACAGCCACCAGCAGCCAGCCCCCCUCCGAUAUACCUCCCGUUCUCUCCUACAGACCUAUACCCCUCCCCCACGUUGCACACGCCCCUCCGCACCCCCCGUGGCCGGAGGACACGCCCCUGCCCUUGCCCCCGAAUCCCUCCGCCUUCGCCUAGCCCGCCUCCUCUGCUGUUUAGGGGGGCGCUGCGGCUGGGCGGCCCCGCGCCCUCCUCCCAUGCCCCUCCCCUCCCCUGGAGGGGGAGGGGCGCGCUCCUCUCGCUCUCGGGGCGCUGGGACCCGCCCCCUGCUCGCGCAUGCCUAAUGCUUCGUGGGAGGAGGGGGCUGUUUCCAGUCGAACCGCACGCCUCUGUCACCCGCUCCGGGAAGAAGGGGGCCGGGUAUAGAGCGAUCCAGAGAAAUCUCUUGAUCCGGGAGCCGCGGCUUCCUUUCAGCCCGACGGGGCGUCGCUGCCUUAAUGGGAGGAGCACUCGGAAUGGGGGGAAAGAGAGUAGCUGGCCCGGAAGGGAUGAUUUGGAGCUUGGAACUCUCCCAAGUGGCGUAGCCCCUUUUCCCUUACGGAGUCGCCCAGCCCCACGUGUAUGCCCCCACACCGGCUGCUUGACUGCCUCUACAGCCUAUCUUGGUCACCAGAAACCUCCCUUUCUUGCCCCUACCUGGGAAUUAGAGGUAGGGUCUUGCUCUGGAAAUCCACCACGAGAGGAAGGGGCUGCCCAAGAAAACUUAGAAGCAAGACUCCUACCAGUCUGUUGGGAGACAAGGUCCCUCUGCUCCCUUCCCUGCCCCCCACCCCCAGGGAAAGUGCCCUCCCACUUCAGGGCACACUCCCAGCCUGGGCUCCUCCCUAAGCCCACCCCGCCUUCUGUCACUCUAGUCCACCCUCAGUGCCCACAGUUCCAGUAUUCAGUGGGAGAAACUGAGGCACGUAGGUAC
Molecule: messenger RNA, 2531 nt
Organism: Ceratotherium simum simum (southern white rhinoceros)
Lineage: Eukaryota; Metazoa; Chordata; Mammalia; Perissodactyla; Rhinocerotidae
Source: RefSeq, a predicted model, not a curated record